This is a messenger RNA of Doryrhamphus excisus (bluestripe pipefish), 2502 nucleotides long. RefSeq names its product calpain-2 catalytic subunit-like. The record is from RefSeq and is a predicted model, not a curated record. Gene Ontology annotation, cellular component: cytoplasm. Lineage: Eukaryota; Metazoa; Chordata; Actinopteri; Syngnathiformes; Syngnathidae. Gene Ontology annotation, molecular function: calcium-dependent cysteine-type endopeptidase activity; calcium ion binding. Gene Ontology annotation, biological process: proteolysis.
GACAGACACCUGAGAGGACCUUUGAAAAUGGCCGGCAUUGCAUCAAAACUUCAGCACAACCGAGAUAAAUUACAUGGGAUUGGAACUAACGAUCACGCGGUACCAUACCUCAACCAGGACUUUGAGUCUCUGAGGAGAAGCUGCCUGGAAAGAAGACGCUUAUUUGAGGAUGAAGCUUUUGAACCUCUACCGGCAUCUUUGGGCUUCGAUGAACUUGGACCCAAUUCAUAUAAAGUUCGAGGCAUCAAGUGGCUGAGACCCAAGGAUAUUGUUUCCAAUCCGAAAUUUAUCCUGGAAGAUGCUACAAGGACUGAUAUUUGUCAGGGAGCACUUGGUGACUGCUGGCUCCUGGCGGCUAUCGCCUCCUUGACUCUCAACAAGCAGAUUCUGUCGCGUGUUGUACCACAUGACCAAAGCUUUGACGAGGACUAUGCUGGUAUCUUUCACUUUGAGUUCUGGCAGUUUGGCGAGUGGGUGGAUGUGGUGGUUGAUGACCGCUUGCCCACCAAAGAUGGAGAACUCCUGUUUGUCCAUUCAGCCGAUGGAUCGGAAUUUUGGAGUGCACUGCUGGAAAAGGCCUACGCCAAGCUAAAUGGAUGCUACGAGGCCCUCUCCGGAGGAACUACUACUGAAGGUUUUGAGGACUUUACUGGAGGCAUUGCUGAGCGACAUGAACUAUCCCAGGCCAAUCCUCAUCUUUUUAACAUCAUUAGGAAGGCCCUGGACAGAGGCUCACUUCUGGGAUGUUCCAUAGAUAUCACAAGUGCAGCUGACUCUGAAGCCGUCACAUAUCGCAAGUUGGUGAAAGGCCAUGCCUACUCUGUGACUGGAGCUGAGCAGCUGAAUUACAGAGGAAACACGCAGCAGCUGAUCAGGAUCAGAAAUCCAUGGGGUCAGGUGGAGUGGACUGGAGCCUGGAGCGACAAUUCCUCUGAGUGGAGAUAUGUAAGCAAUGACGACCGGCAAAGAUUGACCAACCGGCAGGAAGAUGGGGAGUUCUGGAUGUCGUUUUCUGACUUCCUGCGAGAGUACUCCCGCUUGGAGAUUUGCAACCUCACCCCAGAUGCCCUCACAGGGAAUGAGUACAAGAAGUGGGCGGAGACAGAGUUUGAAGAGACGUGGAGAACCGGAGUGUCUGCUGGUGGCUGCAGAAACUAUCCAAAUUCCUUUUGGACAAACCCUCAGUUUGUCAUAAAACUGGAUGAAGUGGAUGAUGACCCCUAUGAUGGAGAAGAUGGAUGCACAUUCAUUGUGGGCUUGAUGCAGAAAGACAAGCGUAGGAGGAGGAAAAUGGGGGAGGAUAUGGAGACUAUUGGCUUUGCCAUCUAUGAGCUCCCUGAGGAGUACUCUGGUGCGAAGCAAGUGCACCUGAAGAAAAAUUUCUUUUUACGGAACCGCUCAGCAGCACGUUCCGAGACCUUCAUCAAUCUCCGAGAAGUGUCCAACCGCCUCCACUUACCCCCUGGGGAAUACCUCAUCAUCCCGUCUACCUUUGAGCCAAACAAGAAUGGAGACUUCUAUGUGCGGGUGUUCUCUGAGAAACAGGCUGACUUUCAGGAGAUUGAUGAUCCAGUUGACUGCCAUGUUAAACAGAUUGAUAUCGAUGAAAGCGAUGUUGAUGAUCGUUUCAAGAAACUGUUUGGACAACUGGCCGGACAUGAUGUGGAGAUUUGUGUAUUUGAGCUGCAGAAAAUCCUCAACAAAGUGGUUGGAAAGAGAAGUGACAUCAAAACCAACGGGUUCAGUCUGACUACGUGCCGCAACAUGGUCAAUCUGCUUGAUAAAGAUGGAAGUGGCAAGUUGGGAUUGGUAGAGUUCAAGAUUCUGUGGACCAAGAUUGAGCAGUACUUGAACAUUUACAGAACAAGAGAUGCAGACAAGAGUGGCUGCAUGAGCUCUUCUGAGAUGCGGUCAGCAGUAGAAGAUGCUGGUUUUUCUCUCAACAACCCAUUACAUCAGAUCAUUGUGGCUCGCUACAGAGAACCAAGCUACACCAUUGACUUUGACAAUUUUGUCUGCUGCCUGAUCCGCUUAGAGUCACUCUUCAAUACAUUCAAGACGCUGGACAAGUCAGGGUCUGGUGUGAUAGAACUGGGCUUUAUGGAGUGGCUUAAUCUGUCCAUGUUGUAGAGGAUCCGCUCAGAAUGUUAAAAUGGAACACUUAGUACUUGUGUUGUUGCCUGCAGUCAGAAAUGAACUUCUUUUGGGUGUGGUGUUGAAGGUAGUUCGAAAAAUCAAGGGAAAACGAUUGAUUAUUAUUACAUAAAUUAUUGAAUCUGUCGUAAAUAUAAAUCUGUUUGUUCAAUAAAUAUGUAAUUUAAAAACACUCAACAUGUGUAUUCACUACAUUGAGAAGGUUCUAUUAUAAUCACCGGUCGCCUCCUGGUGGUUAGUGCAGAAAUCCCAUCACUUCCGUGUUGACAGGGCUGAACAAAGAACACCCCAUGUUUCAUAUAAAGUUAUUAUUCGGUAGUACUUUAGAUGGAAAAUGAAGUCUUCGCC